AUGAACGCCAAGAUCUUCUUCGUUGCUCUCUUUGCCGUCGCAACCACUUCGUUCGCCCCUGCAAGUGCGCAGCCGCUGAGGGUCUGCGAGCCAGCCUGCGGAGAGUAA
Molecule: messenger RNA, 108 nt
Organism: Phytophthora nicotianae INRA-310
Lineage: Eukaryota; Oomycota; Peronosporomycetes; Peronosporales; Peronosporaceae
Exons: 1
Coding region: 1-108 (35 amino acids)
Source: RefSeq, a predicted model, not a curated record